Molecule: messenger RNA, 3498 nt
Organism: Cynoglossus semilaevis (tongue sole)
Lineage: Eukaryota; Metazoa; Chordata; Actinopteri; Pleuronectiformes; Cynoglossidae
Gene: banp
Product: BTG3 associated nuclear protein
Exons: 13
Biological process (GO): protein localization to nucleus; negative regulation of protein catabolic process
Molecular function (GO): DNA binding
Source: RefSeq, a predicted model, not a curated record
UAAAAAUUAAGUAAAUGUUAUCAAUUAUUGGAUUCUAAGGUUAUUGGGAUGUGCAUUUUUUUGUGCUGAGUAAAUGAUUGAAACUACUGGUCCGCGGACCGGGGGUUGGGGCCUCCUGAUCUAUGCAGUCUUCCAUUUACAACCGGCCCUUUAAGGGAACUGUAUGGCUGUGGCCCCCGGUGAAAAUUAGUUUGACAGUCCUGCCCUAAGGCAUCUGAAGGUUUACUUGAAUUAUUUGAAGUCAAUGUUUUGCUAGUAUAUAAGAAGGGCGGUUGUGAGGACUACAUGUGAGGAUUACGUUCUGGUUACAUUAAAUGUUACAGACCAGAAUUAGCCCAUUCCCAAUGAUUCCCAACUAUUUAAAAUAUCCCAAUAAUAAACUAAUGAAGAAUGCAUAAUUACGUAAUAUGUUCAUGCAAAAUAUGAAAUAUACGGGGGUGUGUCACAUUGUUACAGUUAGCUUUAGAAAAAUUAGAGAUAGUUUAAGGGAAAAUAAAUUAAUGGAAAGUUAGAAUGUUCAUACUGAUAAACAUGCGUCUCCUUUAGCGCUUAAAGAAAGUGACAGGGAAACGUAACCGUCACUGGGCUUCUAUUGGACAAUCCAGUUGUCAAUAACAUACAGCGCCUACUCAUAUCCACAGUCCUAUUCACAUUGAUUUUCCCUAUCUUUGAUCAUAAUAUCAAUCAUAUCAAACGGAAAGAGAGAACGUGGAAGUAGUAUUUGAACGCGAAGCAACAAAAUCGGUUUGGAUGAGGUACGAUCUGCGGAUCUCCGGUUGUGUUUCCUGCGGAGCACACGAGCCUGCACUCCCUCUGAAUUAGCGAGGAAGACACGAAGCCCAAUCUCUCGCGAGGAACAACGUCGUUAUCGGAAUCUCUACAAACAACACGAGAAUUCGUCAUUCACACGCUUGGUUGUGAACAAUGUCCGAUUUGGAGGAAAUUGUGCAAAUAACAGUGGAGGACUUUCAACAAGAUGAACGUACAGACUUGCUCGACAAUAAUGAAAAUGAUGAAGAAAGGCCGCAGAAGAAAAAGAGAAAAUUGAGCAACAGUUUAGAGAACAACAUGAACAACCAGGAAAUACAUUUUAUAAAGAACCUUUUGGUUUCAUUUACUGCAUCAGUCAAUCAGCGACUGGAGGGAAUCGAGUCCAAGCUGGAGGCACUGGAUGCCACUUGCAAAGCCCUCGGACGCAAACUAGACACCACCAUGCCCUGCUCCAAGAGCCCAAUACAGGUUCCCAUGGUUGCAGGUUCACCCCAAGGAGCCACCCAAACUUGGAACAAAGUGCGAUGUGUUGUGCCACAAACAAAUGUGAUAGUGAACAGCGAACCCAAUAAAUGCUCCAACCAAGAGGACACGCCGCUGGAGAAUCUGCUCAGCAACACCGUGAAUAGACGUCGGCAAAACACAAUCCUAGUCAAGGUACCUGGAACUGAGGAAGAUCAAGAGAGCGGUUAAGAGGCCAGUGACAUUGUUUCCAACGGUGGCCAAUCUAACAAUGCAAGCCAAAACAUUACACUGAUUACACUCAACUCAGAAGAUGACUAUCCUGAAGGCACCUGGUUGGGUGAUGAGAACAAUCCUCAGAUAAGAGUGCGUUGUCCAGUAUCUCCAGCUGACAUGCUUUACAUCAGUACAAACUGCAGAACACCUGAGAAAAUGGCUUUGACUCUGUUGGACUACCUUUUUCACCGAGAGGUCCAAGCCACGUCAAAUCUUUCUGGCCAAGGCAAACAUGGCAAGAAGCAGUUGGACCCACUCAUGAUCUACGGCAUUCGCUGUCACUUGUUCCACAAAUUUACCAUCAGUGAAUCUGAUUGGUAUCGCAUCAAGCAGAGCAUUGACUCCAAGUGUCGCACGGCCUGGAGACGGAAGCAGCGUGGCCAGAGUUUGGCUGUGAAGAGCUUCUCAAAACGCACACCUCGCAGUUCGGCGACAGAGGAGGGCAUCACAGAAGAAGCCGCUCAUAUCGAGACUGCAGCCCCACAAACUUUGCACUACACUCUGGCCAAUCAGCAAGUACAGUUCCACCGAAUUGGUGAAGAUGGACAAGUUCAGGUGAUUCCACAAGGCCAGUUGCACAUUGCGCAGGUGCCACAAGGAGAAGAGGUCCAGAUCACACAGGAUAGUGAGGGAAACCUGCAGAUCCACCAGGUACAUGUUGGACAGGACGGACAGGUGCUGCGUGGGGCUCAGCUGAUAGCGGUGGCAUCAGCUGACGGGGGAGCCACAGCAGUAGAGGGUACUGCCCUUCCUCCUGACAUUCAAGUGCAGUAUGUCCAGCUAGCCCCUGUGACAGAUCAUGGAGCUGCUGUGCAGGCGGCCGAGAUCGCUCCAGCCUUGCAGGCUGACAUGGAAGUUAAGGAGGCCAUUCAAGGAGCCAUCCAGGAAAAUGGGGAAGUGGUCCAGAUUGUCACAUCUGUGGCCACCUGAGAGAGAGGAGGGGUGGUGGGGUGGGGGGUGUAGAAAGAAAGAGAGAGAGAGAGAGAGAGAGCAAAAGCAGUCUGGUUUGAUUCACAACUCCUCUCUCACCAUCUUGACUUGAUGGGGCUGAAGGUAGCAUCAGAGGUAAACAAAGCUAUGAGAUCUGAGAUGUUAUGUCAGAAUUGUUUUAGCAAAAACUCAAAGUUACUGCUGAAUUGUACAAAAGCCUUUUUUUCAGUUUUGUUUUUACAUGUUAUUUCACCAGAUUGUUAAGUUCAAAUGUUUCAGUAUAGAAAUGAAAAGAACAUACACAAAGUCCUUCACUACAAUACACUCUAGAUUCUCUGGUGUCAGUUCUGGAUCACUGCAUAGACUUACAUAGACCACCAGCACACUUACUUAUUUAUAUCAGCAGUUGAAAACAAUAAUAAUAUAAUAACAUUAAGGCUAAUUGUAUCCCUGAAACCCUCGUCUAAUACUCAAGGUUUAUAAAACAGACAUAUAAUGACCAACAAUAAUAUUAUUAUUCUAACUGCACCAAUAACAAAUAAGAUUUGUCACCAUCAUAAAUAAGUCCAUGCUCUGUUUUAAUUUUUACUUUUGCUCAGCUUGUAUAUCUGAGUUGUCCAAUUGUAACGUGACUUCACUAUUUGGAAGCUAUUAUUUCAGACCCAGAAGACAAUGACAUAGAAGAGAUGGUAGAAAACAGUAUAAGACACUUAUUGGAAACCAAGAAAACCAUGAUGUUGUUUAUUUUCACUAGUUUUGUCUGAAAGAUGCACUCAUGUGAAUAAUAUAUGCCUGUGGUCUCCAUUUAAGUGUUUCUGAAUCUCUUCAUGCCUGUCAGACCCGCUCUUCAAACAAGCUUCAAAGUUUCCUUUGACAUUACUUUGCUUUCAUCUGUUACAAAAAGACAGAUGAAAAAAAGCAUAAAAAUCUGUUUGGUUUUGAGGUCUUGUUUCAUGUUGAGCAAAUUUAUUUCUGAAGUAAUCUGUUUUGUCAAAAUUCAACAACCAUAGGAUUAGGCUACUGUGCUGUCAGCAAUCUUAAUAAAGUAGACAACAUUUU